Messenger RNA from Rhododendron vialii, 2170 nucleotides. Its product is annotated as phytochrome-associated serine/threonine-protein phosphatase. Gene Ontology annotation, biological process: peptidyl-serine dephosphorylation. The transcript is spliced from 9 exons. The record is from RefSeq and is a predicted model, not a curated record. Gene Ontology annotation, cellular component: cytoplasm. The coding region runs from base 369 to 1352 and encodes 327 amino acids. Lineage: Eukaryota; Viridiplantae; Streptophyta; Magnoliopsida; Ericales; Ericaceae. Gene Ontology annotation, molecular function: protein serine/threonine phosphatase activity.
GAGAGAAAAAGAAUGGAAAGGAGAAGAAAAAUAAUAUCAAAUCUCCAUGUAUAGAAAAUAAAACAAAAGCCAUCCGAUCCAGUAAAUAUAUGGAGUAGUAUAAAGUCAGAAGUUGAAUCCCCUAAUCUCGGAGCCGUCUCUCUGUUUCUCCGUCCUUCCUUGGGUCGAGCUAGCGAGAGAGAUUUCACACAACAUCCAAUCCAAUCACCUCCUCGUCGUCGUCGUCGUCGUUGUUGUUGUUGUUACUCUCUACAUACAUAUACAUAUCUCUGUGUGUUUGUGUGAUUAUAUUCUUGCGCGCACACACACACCCCUCUACAUACGUAUACUACAUCUAUCAAGUAGGGUUAGGGUUAGGGUGAGGGACGAUGGAUUUGGAUCUGUGGAUUUCAAAGGUCAAAGAGGGCCAGCACUUGUCCGAAGACGAGCUUCAACUCCUGUGCGAAUAUGUGAAGGAUAUACUGAUAGAGGAGUCCAAUGUGCAGCCGGUCAAUAGUCCAGUUACCGUUUGCGGUGACAUCCAUGGCCAAUUCCAUGAUUUAAUGAAACUCUUCCAGACAGGAGGCCAUGUACCUGAGACAAAUUACAUUUUUAUGGGAGAUUUUGUUGAUCGUGGCUACAACAGUCUUGAAGUUUUCACAAUUCUUUUGCUUCUUAAAGCAAGAUACCCUGCCAACAUUACUCUUCUACGUGGAAAUCAUGAAAGCAGGCAACUAACUCAGGUCUAUGGUUUUUAUGAUGAAUGCCAAAGAAAGUAUGGAAAUGCUAAUGCCUGGCGGUAUUGCACAGACGUUUUUGACUAUCUAACUCUGUCAGCAAUCAUAGAUGGAACUGUACUCUGUGUGCAUGGUGGCCUUUCUCCCGACAUUCGAAGUAUUGACCAGAUAAGAAUUAUUGAACGAAACUGUGAAAUUCCCCAUGAAGGGCCUUUCUGCGACCUCAUGUGGAGUGACCCUGAAGAUAUUGAAACAUGGGCAGUCAGUCCUCGGGGAGCAGGCUGGCUUUUUGGAUCCAGGGUUACGUCAGAGUUCAAUCACAUCAACAAACUUGAUUUGGUUUGCCGGGCCCACCAACUCGUGCAGGAAGGUCUAAAGUAUAUGUUUCAAGACAAAGGCCUUGUAACUGUAUGGUCAGCACCAAAUUAUUGCUAUCGCUGCGGUAAUGUAGCUUCAAUAUUGAGCUUCAAUGAGAAUAUGGUAAUACCACCAAACUUUUCACUGGUCAACUGUUUUACGACAUUUCUGUUCAUGCUUAAAUAUUUAUAUGGGCAUCUAUGUAACACACCCCAGCUUAAGAAGCUGAGGAUGCGAUGUUUGGGGAAAGUUGUCCUCCCUAUUUAUUUUGGUUCUUAAAAUGCCAUUGUUCUCUGAACCACUGACCCUCCAAAAGAGCUCAUGCGCACAAGUUAAAGACAAAAAUCAAUAGAUAAAGGAACAAAUCAGACCCUAUCUAAUCUAAAACAUGAAAAGGAACAAAUCACCCUUCUGUCAAGCUACUUGGCAUUUUGACCUGUAUAACAGCUGCUGGUUGAAGUUUUUACACUUGGCAGAAGGCAAUAGUUUUGAGCAAAAGUCGUAAUAAAGUUCCAUGAUUAGCAGAAUUCAUUUAGGUUUUUGUUGAUUCUAUUUGACUGCCGAAUUUACAGAUCUCAAUGCUAUAACAGCUUCAAUAAAGCUGAUUAAUUUAAUGUCUGCUGUGCUGUCUUUUACGAUUUGGAAUAGGAGAGAGAGGUGAAGUUUUUCACUGAAACGGAAGAAAACAACCAGAUGAGGGGUCCCAGAACAGGAGUGCCUUAUUUCUUAUGAGUGAGGAUUCGUUUGCUUCAUUGCCUGUACUAUUUGUUUGAAGUUUGAUGCAUUGCCGAUUCCAUUGAGGGAAAGAAAGUAGAGGGGCAUUUUGUUGCACCGAGAGCAACCCUCAAAUGUGUGGGUAUAUGGUUAUUCUGAUGCCAUGGAAACACGUUCAAAAGCUGUCCCCGCGCUGCUGCUUUUAAAUAGCUUGUCCUGUGUAUUAAAAAACAUUCUUGGUUAUGAUACUUUUAGCUGUGUGUUAGGUUGUAGUUUUAUUUGAAGUCAGAUUAAAAGCUUUAAAGCUGCUAGCUGCAGUGGUAGAGAUGAUUUGUGAAUUUCAAAUAUGAUCUAAAAUCCUGAGUGACUUGUUUUUUCUAGUA